Molecule: messenger RNA, 1131 nt
Organism: Closterium sp. NIES-65
Lineage: Eukaryota; Viridiplantae; Streptophyta; Zygnematophyceae; Desmidiales; Closteriaceae
Source: the annotation of a GenBank genome assembly
AUGUACAUACGUAUCCCAUCAUGUACAUACAUAUACUCAUCCGGGCCCAUUCCCUGGGAUCCCAGUGGCCCCCGCAACCUCUGGAAUCAGCUGUCCCUCCCACCUCUCUCCCCAGUCUUUCCGUGGCAUUCAUUUUCCUGUCGUGAGUCUGCAAUGUCGCCCUCCCUCCCUCUCCCCAACCCGCUUCCUCUCAUUAUCCUCCUAUUCCUCUUCGACAACUCAAAUUUGGGUACUCGGCUACGGGCGCUCUUCCCAGCCAAUCAGAGCGAGGAGAACAUCCGCAGCACUGUUCACCGGGCGGCAGACUCAGUGCAGUGGGCCAUGGGGGGGUGGGGGGAGGAGGAGGAAGAGGGAGAGGAAGGUGGAGGAGGGGAGGAUGGGGAGGAGAGGGAGGAGGGUGUGGGAGUUCUGUUGCUGGGGAUAGAGGAGGUGGCGGAGCGAGACUGGGUGCAGCAAGUACAGGACUCCUUCCAUCCCAUCCGUGUGGACCAAGGCCUUUGGAUCGUCCCUUCCUGGGCCACACUGCCGGAUGAGGUCUCACAAGACCAGUCACAAGACCACCCCUUUCUAGCCAUAACUCUCGAGCCCGGUCUCGCAUUCGGCACUGGCGACCACCCCACCACCCGGCUCUGCCUGCGCUGGCUGCGCGCGGUCGUGACACCUGGCAGCACGCUAUUGGACUACGGCACGGGCUCCGGCGUGCUGGCGAUCGCAGGGAUCAAGAUGGGAGCAGCAGCAGCGGUGGGGGUGGAUAUCGAUGAACUGUCAGUGGCAGCAGCAGCGCACAACGCAUCCCUCAAUAGCAUCCCUCCUUCGCAAUUCACCGUCCUUCUCACACACCCGGACGGCCCAGAUCUGCUUGAUGAGUUUGAUGUUAAUGAAGCCGGAGGGACUGCUGCUAUGGAAUCUAGGGUCGGUGUUGGUGCUGGCUUGGUGUUGCCGACUCUUCCUGCUGAGCUGGCAGUCUCUGAUUCGUCGGACACACGCGUGCUGUUUGACGUUGUGGCUGCCAACAUUCUCGUGAACCCUCUUCUCCUAUUGGCUGGGCGGAUUUCUUCCAGAACCAAGCCUGGUGGGAGGCUUGGGCUGUGGAGCAAGUUAUUACAGCAUACGCUCCUUAUGCAGAAGUAA